Branchiostoma floridae (Florida lancelet) is the source of this 2292-nucleotide messenger RNA. Its product is annotated as 5-hydroxytryptamine receptor 1D-like. Bases 153 to 1553 code for a protein of 466 amino acids. Gene Ontology annotation, biological process: adenylate cyclase-activating adrenergic receptor signaling pathway. The transcript has 5 exons. Gene Ontology annotation, cellular component: membrane. The record is from RefSeq and is a predicted model, not a curated record. Gene Ontology annotation, molecular function: G protein-coupled amine receptor activity; neuropeptide Y receptor activity. NCBI's taxonomy places the organism in Eukaryota, Metazoa, Chordata, Leptocardii, Amphioxiformes, Branchiostomatidae.
AACCAAUCAGGGACCACAGAGGGUCAUCCUGGCACAAGAAGAGGCGACCAAUCAGCCAUCGAUCAUCUUGGAACGUUUCGGGGCGGAUGAAGCAGUAAGAUAGAGAUUAGCCCACCUCCACACUCAAAACCAGUCCGACCGAUACAGGUGGGAUGGACGCCUCUACUCCAGCCGCAAUCUCUCUCAACGCAAGCCAGACGACAGUGAUGGCGUGGAACGACUCGGUUUGGGACGACCUGAAUUCCACCGGCACGUUCAACACAACUUUUCCCGGCGAAGGCAGUGUUCGGGAGGCCCCGUCCACGACGUGGCUCGUCCUGACGGGGUUGGCGCUGUCCCUGCUCAUCCUCGUGGCCAUCCUGGGCAAUGCCAUGGUUCUGAUGGCCUUCAUCAAGGACCGCCGCCUCUGCACUCCUGCCAACUACCUCAUAGUGUCCAUGGCUGUAGCCGACUUGCUGGUUUCUGUAUCGGUGAUGCCGCUGAACGCCACCUAUGAGCUGAUGGAGACCUGGAGACUGGGACGGCCCGCCUGUGACUUGUGGAUCUCCCUGGACGUCACCUCCUGCACAGCCUCCAUCUUGUCUCUCUGUGUCAUCGCUCUGGACCGCUACUGGGCCAUCACAGACGCCGUCAAGUACAUGCACCAGCGAACCACCCGUCGUGCUGUGGUGAUGGUGGCUCUGGUGUGGGUGGCGUCGCUAUGCAUCUCGGUCCCCCCACUGUUCGGCUGGCGCACAGCACAGGAUGUGGCCGACCCGCUUGUCUGCAGGAUAUCACAGGACUAUGGCUACACCAUCUUCUCGACGUUCGGCGCCUUCUACGUCCCCUCAGCAGUCAUCCUGGUGGUGUACUGGAAGAUCUUCCGAGCUGCCCAGCGGCGGAUCCGGGUGCGCGUUGGUGCCCAGGUCCCGCCGGCCAGACGGAACAAGCCCCGAUCUUCUGACAACGAUGACACCGCAGGAGAAUCACGUCCUGUCACACCUGUGCGACACAACCGACGUCAGCAGAAGAGCCAGGACAGAGAAAACAUCAGCAUUAACGUAAAGGUCAUCUCCGUCCAGCCUGCUGUCCACUCCCGACUGGACUCCUCAACCACGACGGCAACCACGCCCGAGCCACAAGCGGGUGGCUCUUCCAGCAAAUCUGCAUCGUCAACUGCAACUACUUCGAAGGGAGCAGCCUACGAGGAGCGGUUCUCCAAGGCGCCUUGCGUGGCCACCGUGUCGGAAGGAAUCGCCGUGAUGGAGCGCGCCUCCGACGGCUUCAACAGCGCCCAGAACCUGAAGAAGAAAAUCGUCUUCUCCAAGGAGCGGCGAGCUGCCAAGACGCUAGGUAUCAUCACCGGAGUGUUCAUCGUGUGCUGGCUGCCGUUCUUCCUGGUGGCGCUGAUCGAGCCUUUCUGCGCCAGCUGCACCAUCUCCCCCCUCGGCAGGAGCGUCAUCACCUGGCUGGGGUACGCCAACUCCGCCAUGAACCCGGUCCUCUACGGCUUCGUCAACAAGGACUUCCAGAAGGCCUUCCAGAAGAUAUUUAGAAGAAGGAACAACUACUAAUGAACUGUGACGUCCUUUUGACGGUAAUAAAUGUGGUGAUAGUGUGGUGAAUAUAUAUAUCAUCAUCAAAGGCAUAUAUAUUUUGAAUAUUCAAUUGGAUUUAGGUACAGCUGAUUGAAGUAAUAAGCCAGGGAGUAUCAUUAGAUUGUGAUGAUAAUAAUGUACAUAGUCUCUCAUUUUUCAUGUAAUGUACGGGCACAAGGCCAUCGUGUACACAGUAAGCUGAUGAUUAGUCGGAAAUAGUCUCUGAUUCUGUUUGUUUUUUCAACAACAAUGCAAGAUGAUUUCAUUUACCCGGUGAGCUAUCUAAGCAAAGAAUUAUCUUACUGUGAUUGAUGGUAGACAUUUUCUAUCUAUCAUUUGUUAUUGACCUUCAGAAGUCAAGACAAGAAUUGACUUUCGUCAACGAGUGUCGCAUAUUGUGAUACUAUAUCAUAACAGUGAAGUGUUGGUGGUGAAUCGUGGUCGGGUCACGGUCAGUAUUUGUAUACGUGUAGAUAUUGCAGUUUUCACAAGCUGUGUCUACCAGAUGAGGUCUAGUGCUUUCUUCAUAAUUGCACGACCAAAGCCUUGUGUACAGAGUAUGUGAGUGGACAAAUUCUUUAUAUCCAUGAAGUUAGGACGUAAGUCACGGGAUGUUGACAAUGUUAUCAUCAUCACCAUCUGCCGUGAUUAAGUCUCUUAUGCCAAGCGUCUAUGUGUUUUAUGAUGUUCUUGACUGAAUACAAAAAUGAGUAUG